This is a messenger RNA of Penicillium nucicola, 750 nucleotides long. Its product is annotated as putative haloacid dehalogenase-like hydrolase. The transcript has 5 exons. Bases 1 to 750 code for a protein of 249 amino acids. Lineage: Eukaryota; Fungi; Ascomycota; Eurotiomycetes; Eurotiales; Aspergillaceae. The record is from RefSeq and is a predicted model, not a curated record.
AUGUCUCUGCCCCGUGCUACUCGGUCCAUCAUGUCUGCCAUUGAAUGUAUGCAUCUUCGCCCGCGCAGGUUUGCACCUCUGGAUCCAGCCCGAACAUCAAAUGCCCCGCUCUUGAAGGGAAUCGUGUUUGAUGUGGAUGGUACGCUGUGUCUACCACAGCACCACAUGUUCAAUGAGAUGAGGGAAGCGCUAGGAAUCGACCGCUCAAUUGACAUCCUUCAUCACAUCCGAGAACUCCCAACACCAGAAGACCGUGCAGCGGCAGUAUCAAAAGUCCAAGAUGUAGAACGGCGAGCAAUGGUAGACCAACAACCGCAGCCCGGUCUCCUCCGACUUAUGGACUACCUUGAAUCACGCGGCCUGCGACGAGCCCUUUGCACACGGAAUUUCGAAGCACCCGUCAAGAACCUGGUAGACAAUCAUCUCCCAACGCACAUUUUCUUGCCGAUCAUCACGCGUGACACGCCCAAUCUCCUGCCAAAACCUGAUCCCGCUGGUAUAUUGCAUAUUGCGAGUGAAUGGGGAUUGGGCAAUCGGGCUGAGAGUAUGAUCAUGGUCGGUGAUAGUAUUGAUGAUAUGACGUCUGGGCAUAUGGCUGGCGCGGCCACGGUCUUGCUUGUCAAUGAGCGUAAUGUGCAUUUGAAGGAGCAUGCCCAUACUGAUCUUUGUAUUUCGCGAUUGGAUGAUUUGGUGGAUAUUCUGGAGCAAGGAUUCUUGGGGACUCGGGAAAAUGAUGAUUCUCCCCAGUAG